Molecule: messenger RNA, 255 nt
Organism: Rhinocladiella mackenziei CBS 650.93
Lineage: Eukaryota; Fungi; Ascomycota; Eurotiomycetes; Chaetothyriales; Herpotrichiellaceae
Exons: 1
Coding region: 1-255 (84 amino acids)
Source: RefSeq, a predicted model, not a curated record
AUGUCUUCCAAGUUUACCGAAAUACUUGAUCCCGGGUUCCAAACAACGUUCCCUCAAACCGAUGUUCGACUCGAAGACAUCAUUGGAGACGCAGACCUGACCAGCCGAGGUCGGACAUCGUUUGGGACCAGCUCGCGAAGUGCAAGUUCCAUAAGUGGCGGCGAAAGAGACGAAAAAAAGACCCGAAAGAGAUUGCCAAAGAUAUUGUCCGGUGGCAAGAGACGAGAGGACUACAACAUUUCUUCACGGGGUUAA